Cyphellophora attinorum is the source of this 1389-nucleotide messenger RNA. RefSeq names its product O-acetylhomoserine (thiol)-lyase. Gene Ontology annotation, molecular function: transferase activity, transferring alkyl or aryl (other than methyl) groups; pyridoxal phosphate binding. The coding region runs from base 1 to 1389 and encodes 462 amino acids. The transcript is spliced from 2 exons. The record is from RefSeq and is a predicted model, not a curated record. Lineage: Eukaryota; Fungi; Ascomycota; Eurotiomycetes; Chaetothyriales; Cyphellophoraceae. Gene Ontology annotation, biological process: transsulfuration.
AUGGCAUCACCAGAAACCCCAGAAUGGGUCCAAAAGUUCGAAACCCUCCAACUCCACGCCGGUCAAGCCCCCGACCCAGCAACCAAGUCGCGCGCCGUGCCCAUCUACCAGACCACCUCCUUCACCUUCGACGACAGCGCCCAUGGCGCGCGCCUCUUCGGCCUGAAGGAGUUCGGCAACAUUUACAGCCGCAUCAUGAACCCGACCGUUGACGUGCUCGAGAAGCGCAUCGCUGCCCUCGAAGGCGGCGUAGCUGCUCUGGCUGCAUCCUCAGGCCAGGCUGCCCAAUUCAUGGCCAUCAGCGCGCUGGCGCACGCGGGGGACAACAUCGUCAGCACGAGCAACUUGUAUGGUGGAACUUACAACCAGUUCAAGGUGUUCCUGCCGCGGUUGGGCGUUGAGACGAAGUUCUUGAAGCAGGAUACGCCUGAGGAGCUGGAGGCGGCGAUCGAUGACAAGACCAAGGCGGUGUAUGUCGAAACAAUUGGGAAUCCGCGAUACAAUGUUCCCGACUUUGAGAAAAUUGCGGAAGUAGCGCACAAGCACGGUGUGCCUGUUGUCGUGGACAAUACCUUUGGCGCCGGCGGGUACUUUUGCCAGCCGAUUAAGUGGGGUGCGGAUAUCGUCGUACACAGCACGACCAAGUGGAUCGGUGGCCAUGGGACCAGCAUUGGCGGGAUGGUGGUGGAUAGUGGGAAGUUCGACUGGGCGAAGAAUGCGAAGCGAUUUCCGCAGUUCAAUGAUCCGAGUCCGGGGUAUCAUGGGUUGAAGUUUGUCGAUACGUUUGGGGCGAUUGCGUUUAUCAUUCGACUCAGGGUGGAGGUGCUGAGAGAUUUGGGGAGCUGUAUGAGUCCGUUCAAUGCGCAGCAGUUCUUGAUUGGGACGGAGACGUUGAGUUUGAGGUGUGAGCGGAUCGCGGAGAAUGCGUUGAAGUUGGCGAAGUGGCUGGAGGGGAAUAAGCAUGUUAGUUGGGUGAGCUAUCCGGGGUUGGAGAGUCAUAAGAGUCAUGGACUGGCGAAGAAGUAUUUGCCACGGGGAUUUGGAGGAGUGCUAUCUUUUGGAGUCAAGGGAGGAGGCGCGGCGGGCAGCGAGAUUGUCGACAACUUCGAGUUGAUCUCGAAUCUGGCCAACGUCGGCGACGGCAAGACCUUGGCGAUCCACCCGUGGAACACAACCCACGAGCAGCUUUCGGAGGAGGAGAGGAUCGAUUCUGGUGUAACGGAAGACCUGAUCCGCAUCUCGGUUGGGUACGAGCAUAUCGAUGACAUUAUCCACGACUUCGAGCAGUCGUUCAAGAAGAGCGCUGCUGCCAAAACAAGUGGUGGUAACGCGAAGAACGCUGAGGCGGAGGGCAAGUCGGGCGAUGCUGGUCUCAGUGGGGCUACCUGA